CAAGGAAGUUGCAGGUGGUAAUAGCCAGUCCACUGCAAAGCCAGUUCUAUAUCUCCUGCCUGAUAGCCUCAUAUGACUAAAAUCAUGUCAAGAUCGAGCAUAUCUCUCUGGAUCACACUGUUGCUAUGUGCAGGAGUUUGCAGUGAGGAGAAUAUUAAUGGCUGUGAUAUGAACCCAUGCGUGAAUGGUGGAGUGUGUGAGGACCAGAAUGGAAAUUACAAAUGCCACUGUUCCCGAGAUAGCCAAAAAGGUCCCCUCUAUGGAGGGCCAAACUGCACGGUAGUGCUGAUGGGUUGUGAACUCCACUGGUGCCAGAAUGGUGGCACUUGUUAUCCAUACUUGAGUAAAGGAAGACAUAGAUACAGCUGUAUCUGUCCUGUGGGUUUCAUCGGAACAAAGUGCCAGAUGUCCACCACCUUCUCAUUUGAGAAGAGUGGGUUUAUGCAGAUCCAGACCAACCUCAGAAAUGUUUUCGAACCUUUGAAUAUAACUCUGAGUUUUCGCACAUUGCAGGCAGCAGCUACAUUGCUCCAAUGCCACGUUGAAGAUCAGCUUCUCGUGCUGGAAUUAGUGGAUGGGCAACUAUGGCAUACAUUACAGAGAGUUCAGGACACUAAAGUGAUUCUACUAAAGCUCCCAUUGAUGGUUUCUGAUGGCCAGUGGCACACAGCGAAGGCCUCACUGUACAACAGCAUGCUUCAACUGAGUCUUAAAGACCCAUCUUGCCCUGGGAACACAUGUGACAUGGAAGUACAGGUAGAGAAAGUAGAACCAGAAUUAGGUUCAGGUCUGUCUGAGUUGACUGUGAUCCAGAAUAUCUACAUUGGUGGAACAGGAGAACAUGAGAACGCUUCACACUUCCUGGGAUGUAUGCGAGACGUGUGGCUGGAUUCACAUGUGGUAUUGCCGGGUUCAGGGCCCUGGGCUCCAAUUAAGCAGUUAAAUGUGAAACAGGGCUGCAGUGAAGGGGACAGCUGCAAGGAAAACCCAUGUCAGAACAGAGGCAGAUGUGUCAAGACAGGAUGGAGGAGUUUCAGCUGUGAAUGUCAUCAGCCUUAUGAGGGUGAACACUGUCUAGAUGAGUAUGUCACUGCAAGGUUUGGAAAUGAAGAUUUGAAGAGCUACGCUAUGUUCUCAGUGGAAGAGACCCCAGGUGACAGUAUUACAGUGUCCAUGUUUGUGCGUACACGCCGAACCCAGGGGCUUCUGCUGGUCCUCUCCAACAGUACCAGUCAAUAUCUUCGUGUAUGGCUAGAUGCUGGAAAGGUUAAAGUUCAAAUAAACAACUUUGAAAGUCUGCUUGGAAAGGAAACAGUCAGCGAUGGUCACUUUCAUCUCAUAACUGUGCUUGUGGAAACAGAAUCCCUAACCCUGUUUCAGUCUGCUAAGAGCCAAGGUCGCAUCUCCACCCGCAGUGUCCUGGUCCAGGCUGGAGAUGCAGUAUAUGUUGGGGGUUUACCGGACCGGCGUGCAUCACUGGCCUUCGGGGGCUACUUCAAGGGCUGCAUCCAAGACCUGCGUUUAAACUCCAGAUGCCUGCAGUUCUACCCCAUCAGUGUCCCAGUGAGCUCCUACAGGCUCGAGAGCUUAGUAAAUGUCACACGCGGGUGUACUGGUGACAACUACUGCAGUAACAAUCCAUGUUUGAAUGGCGGUGUGUGCUACUCCAUGUGGGAUGAUUUCACCUGCAGCUGCCCACCCAAUACAGCAGGACAACGAUGUGAGGAAGUCAAGUGGUGUGCGCUGUCUCCAUGUCCCUCCACUGCCAUAUGUCAAGCACACAGUCAGGGUUUUGAAUGUGUGGCCAAUGUGAGCCUUGGAGGAGACAGCCCCUUAAUCACCUAUCGUGGCAAUGGAAAAAUACGGCGAUACCUCAGCAGAAUUUCAAUAAAUUUCCAAACCAGGCAGCAGAAUGCUACUCUGCUGUACGCAAAGCAGGAUUCAAAGUUCAUUACCAUUUCAAUCCAGAAUGGACACCUGCUUUUAGAGCUGCAGGGGGAAAAAACAACCUCCUUCACAAGUGUACAAGGCCUAGACCUGGUUAGUGAUGGCCAGUGGCACAGAGCAGACUUCAGCAUGGACAGCCCAGCUCUAGAGGCAUCCCAAUGGAGAAUGGUUUUGGAUGAACACUGGGACAAGCCCACCAUCUCCUUUUCGGACUCAGGAGAUCUGGACUUCCUGCGAGAAGAUGUGGACAUCUUCUUGGGGGUCUUAGGAUCAGAUUUUGGGGAUAACUUAGCUGGCUGUCUGGGUUUGGUGGAAGUUGGAGGUCUUACAUUGCCAUAUUACAGUGACACAGAGAUGAACCUGCCCAGACCACAGGAAGAACAGUUUCUACGAACAUCUGGCACUCCCCACCUUGGCUGUUGGGGAUCCAAUGUCUGUGAGCCUGACCCCUGCCAGAACGGAGGGAUAUGUGAAGAUUUGUUAAAACUUUUCAAGUGCCAUUGCCCAUCUGAUUGGGAUGGUCAAAGGUGUGAGUUCAGUGUCAACUAUUGCACCUCUAACCCUUGUGUUCAUGGAACCUGCAGAGUUGUCUCAGGAGGAUACGAGUGCUCAUGUGAUGUGGGCUACACUGGCCAACGCUGUGAAUUGGAGGUUGACGUAUGCGCCCACCACAAGUGCAGUAAUGGUGGAACAUGUCUCAGAGGUUUGAAACGCUAUGCGUGCCUCUGUCCAAGGGACACAACAGGACCUUACUGCAGAGAGAGAGUCCCAGAACUUCCAUGGUAUAUCAACAGGUUUCUAUACCCAAAACUUCCUGUGUCAGUCUGUGGGAAUGAGAAAUGGAAAUAUAGUUGCUUUAAUGGUGGGAAUUGCUCUUCUGUGCAGGAUAAUUGUGACUGUCUACCUGGAUUUACUGGACAAUGGUGUGAGAUGGAGGUGGACGAAUGUGCAUCUGACCCCUGCCUUAAUGGAGGCUUCUGCCGUAACCUGAUCAACAGGUUCCAUUGUGUGUGUGAGAUGAGCUUUGCAGGGGAUCACUGUCAGAUAGACGUCAGUGAUUUCUACAUCUAUGUGUUCCUGCUGCUGUGGCAGAACAUCUUCCAGCUGUUGUCAUAUCUCAUCCUGCGUUUAGAUGAUGACCCAGAGAUUGAAUGGAAUGCUGCCAAUGAUGACUAGGACUAAAAAACAGAACUUUUUCUUGGACACUGUAAGAUGUGGGUUAAUGAUCAAUGGACACAAAACACAAAGGCCUUUAACAUUUAUUAGAGGUCAUUAUGGGUGAUCAUAAUUGUGUGUUAUUCUAGAGCGUUCUGGAAAACUGGUGGUUCGCAACCCAAAUUUGAGUCACAGGUAUGUUCUGAUAAGGUCUAGGACAGCAGGGAAAAAGAACAAUGCUAAAUGAAAAUAAUUAAAUGCCACCAACCACAUAAGUGUACAUUGGUGUAGGAUCACAAAAUAAAUAGGCAUAUCAACUUUUAAAAGGGAGGUUAAAAUUCUUCCAAAUGCUUUUUUUAAUCCUUUGUUGUUGAUGUCAAAAGCUGGGUGUCUAAUAAAACUGUUUGCAGACUUUUUGUAUUUUAGUCACUUUGUUUAAGAUCACCAAAUUAUGCCUAAUUUAGAUAUAGACAGAUUGGGGAAACAUUAAAGGAGUAGUUCACCCAAAAAUGAAAAUUUGCUGAUAAUUUACUCACCCAGUUUCUUUCUUCAUCAAAACAGAAUUUAAGAUUUUUAAGGACCCAAACGAUUGAUUAUUUUUAGAAACAAAACAAUACUUAUAUACUUUUUAACUACAAAUGUUCACUUCCAUACAUCUUUGUGACGCACGCUCAUGAGAGGGAUGACGUAAGCUCGUUGGUAAGGUCAGGCGUCACAUGGAGGAGGAGGCAGGAAGCGCGUCAUUGUUUACAAGAGGAGCGCUGUACAAAAGUUUAAUUGUCUUUGCUGUAGAUUUGUUUAUUUACCUGUCUGUAUUUACUCUUGAUCUUUGUCGAUAUCUGUUUAGUGUUUACCCUGUUGUUUCGCCUGUUACCUCUUCUUCAGUUUGUGAAGCUUCUCUUCUGUACCAUUAAUCUCACUGUGUAAAUCCUGUGAAUCUCAGUAAAUGCUCUCGCACUUGGUUUCACUAACUAUAACUUGUGUGGCUUGAAUUCCUGACAGUCAUAUAGCCUAUACAUUUCUGCUAAAGAAAAAGCACAAGUAGAUAACACAACGGCAUUCAGAAGAAAUGUAUUUAUCGACUGGAGUCGUGUGGAUUAUUUUGAUGCACCCUAAAUAUGCAUUUUGGACUGUCAAAAAAUGGAGUACAUUCACUUGCAUUGUAUAGAGGAGGAGGCCUGAAAUGAAAUCCUAAAAAUCUUUCUUUUGAUAAAGAAAGAAACUCUUGGAUGGCCUGAGGGUGAGUAUUAUCAGCAAAUUUUCAUUUUUGGGUGAACUAUUCCUUUAAUCUGGACUUUAGCCUAGUGCCCCAGACUCCCAGGAGACCCCCCAUUUGCAGGCCCCAUGGUACCUUAAUGCAACUCUGGUUGCAUGAUAUUCCCUUUUCUUCAAAAACCAUGAACAAAAUAUGGUUUCACUUACAGCGAAGAUAAACACUGUUUGUGCAACCAAAUUGUGUUUUGUGUGGUGAAUUAUUGGCUGCCAACAGCAUGAAAUCAUAAAAAAUUAAGAGAUAUUUAGAAAACAAAACACUCAAAUUUAAAGACAGGCCUAUCACAGUGUUAAUAAUUUCGCAUAUUUUGGGGUCUAUAUGCAGUUCAUGGUAAUAUUAAUAAAUGUCAUUGUUUGAAUUUGAGGACAUUUUUAUUUAUUUUUGUACAAUAACAAUUUUGGCACUGUGUUGGGUCGUCAUGUGAUGUGCAAUGUAAAAUUUGGGUCUCAAAGAAAAACCAGUUGAGAACCAUUGGUUUAAUAAACCUUCUAUAAAACAACACAGGUCUGUACACAUCUGUAGUGUCUAACAAUGGCCUGUUUUGUGCCUUGGUUUUCUAAUAAAUAGCUAUUUUAGAAAAUGUUCUCAA
Messenger RNA from Myxocyprinus asiaticus (Chinese sucker), 4964 nucleotides. Its product is annotated as protein crumbs homolog 1-like. The record is from RefSeq and is a predicted model, not a curated record. Gene Ontology annotation, molecular function: calcium ion binding. The transcript is spliced from 8 exons. Lineage: Eukaryota; Metazoa; Chordata; Actinopteri; Cypriniformes; Catostomidae. Gene Ontology annotation, biological process: establishment or maintenance of epithelial cell apical/basal polarity; heterophilic cell-cell adhesion. Bases 73 to 3123 code for a protein of 1016 amino acids. Gene Ontology annotation, cellular component: plasma membrane; protein-containing complex.